Messenger RNA from Clupea harengus (Atlantic herring), 1350 nucleotides. Its product is annotated as guanylate-binding protein 1-like. The record is from RefSeq and is a predicted model, not a curated record. The transcript has 8 exons. The annotation marks the transcript as partial. Lineage: Eukaryota; Metazoa; Chordata; Actinopteri; Clupeiformes; Clupeidae.
AUGCUAGUGCCUGUGUGCUUGAUUGAGAAUACAGAGGGGGGACUGCGGACGAUGAAAUCAGCCCUGGACAUCCUAAGGGGGAUCCAGCAGCCUGUGGUGGUGGUGGCUGUGGUGGGGUUGUACCGCACUGGCAAGUCUUACCUUAUGAAUCAGCUAGCUGGGCAACAGUCAGGCUUUGCUCUGGGCAGCACCAUUGAGUCUAAGACCAAAGGCAUCUGGAUGUGGUGUGUGCCUCACCCCUCUGAAACAGGACAUACGUUGUUGCUGCUAGACACUGAAGGACUGGGUGAUGUAGACAAGGGCAACUCGAAGAACGAUUCCUGGAUCUUCUGUCUGGCCGUGCUGCUCAGUAGCACCCUGGUGUACAACAGCAGAGGCACCAUCGACAACCAGGCUCUAGAGAAACUCCACUAUGUGGCUGAACUGACCGAUCACAUCCAGAUAAAGUCACCGGGCGCCCGUGAUGAGGAUGGUGAUGAGGAGGACAGUAUGUUCGUCCGCCUCUUCCCUGACUUCAUCUGGGCCGUUCGGGACUUCACUCUGGAGAGGAAGAUCGAUGGUCGUGAUGUGAGCGAGGACGAGUACCUAGACUUUGCCCUGCAGCUGAAGAAAGGUCAGUCUACUAAAAUAUUAACGUACAACCAACCGAGACAGUGCAUCCGGAACUACUUCCCAGCCCGGAAGUGCUUCACCUUCCCAUUCCCAACGUUGACGUGCAACAUGGCGCACUUAGACUCCAUGGAUGAGGCCGACCUUUGCCCAGACUUCCUGAGUGUCGCUAAACGCUUCUGCAGUUACGUCUUUUCAGAGAGCCGCGUGAAGACGGUACAGGGUGGCCACAAGGUCAACGGCAGUGGGUUCAGCAAUCUUGUGAAGAUCUACGUUGACACCAUCAACAGUGGCAGCAUUCCCUGUCUGGAGAAUGCUGUGGUUGCCUUGGCAGAGAUCGAAAACCAGUCGGCCGUGAAUGCAGGCCUCCAGCUCUAUGAGCAGGGCAUGGGGGAUUUGAGUAAGACCUUUCCCACGGAUCUUGGAACUGUCUCAGCAGAACACAACCGCCUCGACGCCAUGGCAACGCAGGAAUUCCUCAAACGUUCCUUCAAGGAUGAGAAGGGGAAAUACACGAUACAGCUGGCGGAAAAGGUGGCUAAGCUCUAUAAGCAGCUGCUCACGCUGAACAUGUUGGCCUCGGAGAAGCUGUGUCGGAAGCUUCUCUUGGAUCUGUACGCACCAAUGGCCGCCAACAUUCAGCAGGGCAGCUAUGCCAAGGCAGGCGGGUAUGAGAUUUUCUGCCGUGACCGAGACACCAUGGUGGCCAAGUACUGCCAAUAUGGCCAGAAGGGCAUGAAG